Molecule: messenger RNA, 3382 nt
Organism: Danio rerio (zebrafish)
Lineage: Eukaryota; Metazoa; Chordata; Actinopteri; Cypriniformes; Danionidae
Source: RefSeq, a predicted model, not a curated record
AUACAUGAUUAUUUACAAGAUCAUCUUAGCUGUUAUCACCUUUUCUGCACUGACUUCUUUCAAUAAAUAUGUCUAUGGAUCACGCAGUGUAUUCCAAACAGGAUACAUCACCCUAUUCAGAUUGAAAAAAAUCAUUGUCGCUAAGUUGAAGUGUUGUUCCAAACUGAAGUGCUCAAAACUGACCACUUACUGGCCCUUUGGAAUGAAGGCAUGAAAAAUCUACUUAUGGACACUUGGAGACUUCAACCUUAAUUUAUAGUUCUUUUAAGAAAUACUGCAAUUAUGGUUCUGAAUCCCAACAGUACCAUACAGACAGGCUCUAAAUCCAGAAACCUUUCAUUUUCUGUUUCUUGCUGGUCAAACAAUUUUCCCAAUCCUGCAUGAAUCAAUAGCAGCUUAAAACUCAUCUUUUCUGCGAAGCUGUGAGCACAAGACUAUAUACAUUCCUCAGGAGAUAUUGCUUCUUCCUCUUCACAACUCCUUUCCAAACCUAGCUUUAGUCUCAACUGUUAUAUUUGACUAUUGAUAUGGCAUUAAGUGCCUUUCUCAUUUGAAAGUUACUUUUGACAAAAUCAUUUGCAAAAGGACUCAACGUAAAUGUAAAACGUAAUGUUUUAAUGGUAUUUGAAAAUGGAAAACAUUGCAAAUAAAAUUUUUCUAUUUUUUUGUUUGUUUUUAAUAUUAUACAGCAGAAUUGUUUGACUGCUGCUUUUCGUUUACUGUGGAACUAGCUAUAGACAGCCAACUGUGUUGUUUAUGAAUGAACAUGUCAAGUGAAAUUAUUCUACAGCUUAGCAAGUGUAUGACUUAACAGGAACAUUAGGUGGCGCAAACGCGUCUUCAGUUCCACAAAAGAAGAAGUUGUUGUGUGUUUGCUUUCGGUUUUCCGUCUACCAAGAUGCACACAUAUCGUUUGUGGGUCAUUUUACCAAUUUGUAUUGCGUUGUUGGCCGUGACAGCAGCAUGUGCUCCUGUGGGCUUACUUCCUCUAUGUCUCUGUACUAUGGCUCUUCUGUGGAAGAUAAAGAUCGAGAAUCGCUCCCUAUUGAGUCUUUUGACUCAGUAUGUGGCUAUGAAAUCAGUGGGCUGGCUGGGGAAUCGCCAAAGAAACAGAAUGGAGAAGGACACCCAGGAAAUUCGUCGCGUUCAGGAGGAAACGCUGCUCAGGCGCCUGCGCAAACACUCAGACACAGUCUACGGCAAACUAUACGACUUCAGCUCGAUUAAAGACACUGAAACAUUUAAACAGCGUCAUCCGGUCACAAAUUAUGAUCAUUAUGAAAAGUUUGUGGAUCGUGUGGCUAAAGGAGAGCAGAAGGUUUUAAUAUCGGAGAGUCCUCUAAUUUUGGCUAUGACAUCAGGAACGUCUGGAUCCAGCCGUAUGCUUCUGAGCACCAAAGACACUAACACAGACUUCUUCCUACAGGGGGUUACUGUUUGUCUAGAUGUCAUGAGACGAGCCUUUCCAGCCACCGAAUGUCUUCAGAAAACCCUGAAACUCUUUUACUCUCCUCUCAUUCGUCAAAGUGAGGCAGGUAUUCCCAUCGGCCCCAACUCCUCGACCCCUGCAUCCUCUAGACACAUGCUCCAUCUGUACACCACACCAGCGCUUGUCUAUCAGGUGCCUUAUGAGAGGGAUGCUUUGUAUCUCCAUCUGUUGUUUGGGUUGAAGGAUCGCAAUCUUGGCAUGCUGGAAUCAAACUUCUGCUCAACCAUCUUUUAUGCCUUCAGAGCUCUUGAGGAACAUUGGAGAGAUCUUGUUAUGGAUGUGGAAGUGGGCAUGAUCAGCUCUGCUCUAAACCUAGAGGCUGAUGUGCGCUGUGCUUUAGAAAAGCUGAUGAAGCCGGAUCCAGAGAGAGCUGCUGAACUCACAGCUCAGUUUGAGGAAGGAUUUGAGGGAAUUGCUCUCAGAUUAUGGCCUCAGUUACACCUGGUCCUGGCAGUAGACUCGGGUUCCAAUCAGAUUUAUGGGGAGAUGUUACGGCAACACUACUGUAAAGAUGUGCCAUUCUACUCCCCUUUCUAUGCUGCAACUGAAGGAUUGAUAGGUGUGAACCUGUGGCCUCUGCAGGAGAGAAGACAGUAUCUGUUGUGUCCUCGCUCCAUGUUCUGUGAGUUCAUACCAGAGGAGGAUCUGGAGUCAGAUCAGCCCAAAACUCUCCUGAUGGAGCAACUUAAGGAAGGACACAGCUAUGAGCUGCUAGUCACCAAUGCAUCUGGAUUAUUUAGGUAUCGCAUUGGAGAUAUUGUUAAAGUAGUUGGGUUUCAUAACCAGUGUCCAAAAGUGGAGUUUCAGUACAGGCGUGGUCAGAUGUUGAACGUUCGUGGUGAAAAAGUGUCUGAAUCACUGUUUUUGGGAGCUCUUAAGCGGGCUGUGAUGCAGUGGCCAGGAGCCAGACUCAUAGACUACAGCUGUGUCGAGAGUGGCAUUCUAGGAAAUGCAUCUGGAAUUGCUCAACCUCAUUAUCUUGUGUUUGUUGAGCUAAAGGGUUUGAGAAACCUCUCAGAGGAACAAAGAUACAAGUUAGACCAGUCCCUGCAGGAGGACUCUUCCAUCUACAAAUCCUAUAGGAUCAAGGGCAGCAUUGGACCAAUGAGAGUUCAGCUUGUCCGCAAUGGCACUUUCAAAGAACUGAAAGAUCACAUGAUGGCAUUCUCUAGUGUUUCGUCUAACACCUUCAAAAUGCAGCGUGUGAUACGCAGGAAAGAAUUUGCUGACUUUCUACUGCAGAGGGCAUUAUGAGCAUUUCAAUUCGAAAAUAUUUUGUUGCAUACUAGUUUUAUAUAUACAAAGAGUGGUAAAUAAUACAUUGGUGGGUCGAUUCAUCUAAAAAGACUGUGAUUGCUGUGUUUAAGUGUUUGGACCUGCCAUUCACAAUAUUUGGUCAACCAGUAGCAUGAGUUGGAAAUACGUGUUUGUCCAAGUCGUACAGGCGAGAAACAUGAUAGCAGAACUGCUUGUUGUUACUAGAACAAUGGUUCUUAAUGGUGGAGGACUACAGUACUGCACAUUUUAAAUGUGUUCAUCAUUAGAAAAUGGUUGGAUUAGCUACCAAAAAAGUCUAUUUAUUAGGUUGUUUUUGUAAAAAUAUUGCAGGUAUUUAUAACAAGAAAAAUAAAAUUAUGUAUUAAACACCAUAAUUAAAAAAUAUAUAUGAUCGAAUGCAUCCAUUCCUGUUAUUUAUUAAUUUAAAACCAGUGGGGAUGGUAUUCUAAUAAAAUGCAUAUGUUGUAACAUCCAGUUCUCUCACUUAAGCUCCCAUUUUUAUGUAAUAUUUUUAUGAUUUUUAAAUUAAAGUAUUUAUUUUAUUCAUCCUAUUUCAUCCCGUAUUACCUGUGAACCUUUCCCCAAUAAACUAUAUUAUCCAUAUUUAUAUACCUA